AUGCUUUACUGGCUGGUUGUAGCGCUUGUGGAGGCCCAUGGCUCGCACGGCCAUUUGAGAGCGGGCGGAGAGCAUGAUCACAGUGGUCAUUUGAAAGAGCUGGGCGAUCGAAGCGAUUUGGCCACUGGGAUCACCGAGUUCCCGUUGCUGCGCGAGCUGUUCAGGUUCUCUCCUGUGCCCAACUCGUUACUGGCCAUUGGACUGGUGACGCUGGUUUCGACAACCAGUUUAUGGAUCAUGCCACCGCUCAAGGGUCUGACUCUGAGCUUUCUGGUUGCGUUUGCUGCCGGAUGCUUGCUGGGGAAUGUCAUGUUCCAUUUGCUGCCUGCGGUUUUUGCCGGCCCGCCCUGGAUGCGGAUCGCGCCAAUUAUAGCAUUUAUUUUAUUUGCAUACAUGGGCAAGUAUAUUGCUCAGUCGCAGGGCACGUCGGGCCACUCGCACAGCCAUGAUGUGUAUGCACACCGGCACACGACGGUGCUAAGCGAGGCGCGGGCAGAAAGCACGGCGGUUGCAAGCGAGGACGGGGUUCAGCGGCGCAAGAAGCAAGAGCAAGAGCAAGGGCAAGAGCUCGAUGUCGUUGACACCGACACUGAAAUUGUCGUGCACAGCGAGGAUCAUCGCAGCGGAGCGUUUGCACUGGUCAACGUUGCCGCGGAUUUCUUGCACAACAUGGUCGACGGCGCAGCACUGGCUCUCGCAUUUGAUGUGUCCAAGGAGAAGGGUAUCCUGUCGUUUGUGCUGAUGUGCUCACACGAGGUUCCGCACCAGUUCGGCGACUUUGCCAUCCUGAUUCAAACGGGCAUGUCCAAAGCGUCCGCACUGACCGCCCACCUUGCCACCUCGUCCGGCCUGGCGUUCGGCGCGUUGUUGUACGGGUCUGUGAAGCGAUUCCGCGGAUACGGGCUCGGGCUACCCAUCCCUCUGGACGUCGAGCUCGAGGACGUGACCGAGCCGCUGCUGGCCGGAGUGUUCCUCUACAUCGCCACCAUGGGAGUGUUCCCCGAACUGCUGGAGAUCGAGUCCAAUGGCCGGCCGGCGAUCACGACCCUUGCGCAGUUCGGCGGCCUCGCAGCCGGCCUCUAUUUAAUGUUAAGCGUAUAG
Messenger RNA from Wickerhamiella sorbophila, 1101 nucleotides. Its product is annotated as putative zinc transporter P8A3.03. The transcript has a single exon. The coding region runs from base 1 to 1101 and encodes 366 amino acids. Gene Ontology annotation, cellular component: membrane. NCBI's taxonomy places the organism in Eukaryota, Fungi, Ascomycota, Dipodascomycetes, Dipodascales, Trichomonascaceae. The record is from RefSeq and is a predicted model, not a curated record. Gene Ontology annotation, biological process: zinc ion transmembrane transport; intracellular zinc ion homeostasis. Gene Ontology annotation, molecular function: zinc ion transmembrane transporter activity.